CUUAAGUGACGUCACUUCCUUUUUUUACGUCGUUAGCAAGUCUAAAAGAAAAUGUUUGCUAGCAAAAUGUCAACAAUCUUUAUGGAAAGUUCUGCACUCUUUCUGCUCCUCUUUUGGACCUCCUGCCAGGCACAAAUGCACGUGGAAGAAGCUGAGCACACUGCAGGUGCACAUGGCGAAGGGGGCGGGGCCUUCUUUGCGCUGAGGAGCUGCCACCAGCUGCUGCAAGGCGACAGUGGCGAGUUCUUCUCUCCAGACUACGUGUGCGCCAACCCGCCUCUGUGGUGCAACUGGACCAUCCAGGUGGGUGCCGGCAAGCGGGUCCAGCUGCACCUGGAGGACCUGACCCCGGACGACGCCUGCCACCUGAAACAGGACCAGAUCCACGUGGACGAGCCCGCCGGCCCCUCGGGGGCUCACAAGGUCCUGCAGAGGUGCUGGCGGGAGGCCAAGUACACGUCCUCGUCUCGGACCGUGCAUGUGGUCCUGCUGAUCGGGGGCUGGCCCGCUCAGCGCUACCGAGGCUUCUACGGCCGCUACCGGGCCUUUGGCCCGCCUGUGGCCUAUCACCCGCAGGACGGCGUCCCAGAGACGGACCUGAGGUCCGAGUUGUCCCACGGCCUUGAGGAGUUUGGAGAGACCACGGCGGGGGGACAACAUCCCACAGCCUCGUUUGUGGAGUGGACCCUACGCGCUGAGUCUCCGUCCUCAGAGAAGAACUUCUUGGCGGAGCCGACGUCGCCAACAUCCGGCCACGGCAUCUCCCGCUCGCAGAGAGGCGUCGCUCGCAUGCUUUCUGACCUUCCAGCAGCCGAGCGUCCCCACGGGAGCCCGGCAACCAAACGCAGGGACGUGGACGAGGGCCCGGUACCCCCGGGAGACCACGCCAAGAAUCAAGCCGCCGUGCGAGGGUUACUCAGAGACCAUGAGGACGUGGCCUCGAAACGCAGAGAAGGCGCUGAAAACAAGAUGGCGGAAUCGGACCGGCCUCUCUCGCCCUCUGAAGAAGCUGGCGAGCAAAGUCCGCCGCACCCCAACAUGGUGGAACCGCUGUCAGACCUCCGGGGGAACCGGAAUGUCCGCAACGGUUCUGGAGUCCAUGGGCCCAGUGACCAUCUCUUUGAAGUGACUGUGGAGGUCCACUUCAGUCAGAACCAGGUCCAGGCGGGCGGGUCCCUGAUGAAGUCAGUCAAGGCUCUGGUUCUUCAACAUCUGAACGGGCUGGACGUCCCGCUCACGCUGACCUUUAAGAGAAUCAAACGGCUGCGUGCGGGAGAACUUCACAUCAUUUGGGUCAACACCGGCUCGGACAGCGAGAACCACCACGUCUACGCCAGCGUGCACUCGGACCUGCAGGGACUCGUCGGUGUCUCCCUGAAGGGGAACCAAAACAAGGCCGUCAUCGCCUCGGUGUCCAUCGCAGACGUCAACGAGUGUGGCACCCAGUUGGCGCGGUGUGACGUCAAUGCAGAAUGUUCCGACCAAUUUGGAUCCUACUCCUGCCGCUGCAAAGCGGGCUUCAGGGACCAGUCUCGUCCGGGUCCUGGUGGAACCGUCUGUGUCGAUGAGAAGGCGGAAGGUUCCAGUUCCGGCUGCACUGGAGGUCUGUCGCCCGAGACCAAGGGCGUGUACGUGGUCUUCUUCCUGCUCAGCGCCCUCAUCGUCCUGCUGCUGGUGACCGCCUGCACCUUGUACCGCCGCCACCACCGGGGGGGCUUCUCGCUGCGCUGCGGCAGCAAAGGCCAUGCCUCUCAGCAUUGCCGUGACGACGGCUACUCCAGCCCCGCAAACUCGGACCUUCCGCCGCCCCCGCCGCCGAGCAGGGGGCCUCGCGAUGGUUGGGCCCCGCAGAGGGAGCGGCGCGCGGCGGUCGACGUGCCGCUGCUCCGCUUCGGCGCGCUGAGACCGUCCGACAGCUACACGCAGGCGGCCGGCAGGAGUUGACCUUUCUUUGGCUUUUGUGUUACCAUGCGAAAUAGUCACUUCACUAGGUACACAUCCAAAUAAAAGUUCCGUAUUUGCCGCGAUCAGGUCUUCAUUGAACAUACUGUUGCGCUUGUAGAAACUUCCAGAAGUGCAGGGAACACAAAUGUCCUGCGGGGGCCGCUAUGGGGCUUGUGAGGCCCGAGCAGUCUAUUAAAGAGUUUGGACAAACAUGGCGCCCUGUCGUCAGGUGAAGGAGCUUUUGACCAAUCACUGAAGAGGUUGUCUGGCCAUACUCUCUCUGAUUGGUCAAAAGCCUGUCACAUGACGACAGGACGCCAUGUUUGGGAGUGACAAUGUUUGAUGUUGUCAACAAACAGGAAGUAGUGAAGGGCUAAAGCAGGAAAUGAGUGAUGUCAGGUGCACAUAAAAUUUAGACUUGUACAUUAUUCAAUAAAUGUUACUCGGGUGUACUAAAUGUUUUGAUUGUGC
Entelurus aequoreus (snake pipefish) is the source of this 2415-nucleotide messenger RNA. RefSeq lists its product as uncharacterized. The transcript is spliced from 10 exons. Gene Ontology annotation, molecular function: calcium ion binding. Bases 52 to 1944 code for a protein of 630 amino acids. NCBI's taxonomy places the organism in Eukaryota, Metazoa, Chordata, Actinopteri, Syngnathiformes, Syngnathidae. The record is from RefSeq and is a predicted model, not a curated record.